AUGGGAGAAGAAGAAGCACCUCCGCCGUCUCCGGCGACGACGGCAGAUACUACGAAGGCGUGGCGCACAUACAUAUCGGAAGAGCUUCCUCGCAGCGUCCAAGAGUCGGCCGACACAGCCAUUCGCUCCGCCCGCUCACUCCACCAAUCUUCUUCCACCCUUCUCUGUUCUCUCCAGGACUUUGUUCCUCAAAUUGGAUCUCGGUACAGACACUAUGAAGAGGCUUUCUUCACUAAAGUUAAAGAUGAGUUGGUGAAAGCUAGAGAACAACCAGCUCUCGUAGGUGGGGUUGCUAUCACGGCUGGCCUCCUCCUUCUGCGCGGGCCUCGAAGAUUUUUGUUUCGUCAAACGUUGGGUCGACUUCAGAGCGAGGAGGCACAAUUUGUUAGAGCUGAAAAGAAUGUUAAAGAGCUGGCUCUGUCUGUUGACUUAAUGAAGAAGGAGAGCCAAAAGCUAAUUGAAAGAUCUGUCCUGGCUGAAAAUGAUAUGAACCGUGGCCAUUCUGACCUCAUGAAUGCUGGAUCGCAAAUUCAAAAACUUGCAAGAUCAUUUUAUAAGGCCGAGUCUGAAGCUGCAGAUUUGAUGGAUCUGCUGCGGGAAAUUCCUGGUAGGGAGGCUUUGAAGAUGCGAGCAGAAGUAGCUACAAUGGCAGCUUAUCUUCAGCAGCAAAGAUCAGCACUGGGUAAGAGAAUCCUGAAAACUUCUGAAUUAGGUGUUCCCGUGUAA
Molecule: messenger RNA, 726 nt
Organism: Striga hermonthica
Lineage: Eukaryota; Viridiplantae; Streptophyta; Magnoliopsida; Lamiales; Orobanchaceae
Source: the annotation of a GenBank genome assembly